This is a messenger RNA of Meloidogyne enterolobii, 867 nucleotides long. NCBI's taxonomy places the organism in Eukaryota, Metazoa, Nematoda, Chromadorea, Rhabditida, Meloidogynidae. The record is from the annotation of a GenBank genome assembly.
AUGAAUCGUUUGUUGGUUUUUCAUCUUCUUCCACAAACGGCAUCGCGAAAGAGAAUCUUGAAAAAUAAGGGUACUGGAUUACCUGAAUAUGUUGUGGGAAAUGAUCACCCAGAAGGUCCAAAAUGCGAUGAUAUGAGGAUCGUAUUUUCUAGAGAUAACUACAAAUUGUUGACUACAACAUCUUCUAUCACUUCAACGUCGAAACCAACUCAGGGUCCAACUAAUAAAGAAGAAACAUCUACAACAUCAUCUCCUACUAGCAAAAAUGAUAGAACAAUCUCAACAUCUAAGAAGACUCCAGAAAUAACUACAACUUUGGCAACUGUAUCCUCUUUAACAACUACAAGCACAAAAGCUACAACAACAAUAACUACUACCACCAAAGGCUCUUCAGGCUUUCUGUUUUUUGUUGUGAUUAUCGUUAUUAUUCUGGUUGCUAUUGGGAUUGGAAUUGCAAUUUACUUCUUCGUCAUUAGGGAGGAGGAGGACGAUGAGGAAGGUGAUGGGACUAAGGGAGAUGUCACAGGAGAGGAUCAAGAGAAGGAAGAUAUUAAAGGAGAAAAUGAUAAUGACAAAGGAGAAGCACAAAAAAUUGAAGAUGAAGAAUUAAAAGAAGAGAAGGAUGAUGUCAAAAGAGAUGAGCAAAAAAAGGAAUAUGUCACAGGAGAAGAAAAGAAGAAAGAUGGUGAAGUAGAAGUAAAGAAGGAAGAUGUUAAAGGAGAAGAGCAAAAGAAGGAUGAAGCCGCUGAAGACGAUAAUAAUGCAAAAGAGAAGAUAGAGACGACUGCAAAGACUGUGGAGGAUUCUGUACCAAUAAAUAAAGGCGAAACCAAAGAAGAACAGGCGAGUGCUGAAGAUAAGAACUAG